Cercopithifilaria johnstoni is the source of this 1674-nucleotide messenger RNA. The record is from the annotation of a GenBank genome assembly. NCBI's taxonomy places the organism in Eukaryota, Metazoa, Nematoda, Chromadorea, Rhabditida, Onchocercidae.
AUGAAAGAAGAGCAGCCGCUUGAUUUUGCGGGACCAACAACUGUUUCAUCAGCUUUGUCAAAUAAUAAUCGAGCCACACAGCCAACAGUGGCAAGCACUCAUCCCUCUACAGCAAUCUGCCAAGGAUGCUUGGAGAUCAAAAAAGAAGUGCAAGAAAUGAAACAGCAUUUCGAGAGGAAUAUGCAAGCUCUUAUCAAUCAAGUUUGUGCUGCAACCGGUAGUGAACCGAAUACUUUGGCAAGUUCCUCGUCAAGUCGGAAGAAUACAGUUACUCCUGAAUGUCCCGUUGCGUUGAGGCCACUGCCUGCACUGCCAAACCCAUUGUUGCAGUGGAAUCCUUGGCUAUUUCCAUCACUGUUACAACAAACGAGUCCAAUUUUACCAGCGAAUCUACAGGAGCAGCUGCAGCUUGGUCCAAUAAAAAGAUGGAACUCAUCAGGUCUCGAUCGGAAAUGCGACUCAAAUGGCGAUGCACAAAUAGAUCCCGUAAGCAUUGAUAACAACAACGAUUCGUGUUCAACGCCUGUUUCAGCUACUACCAAGAGUGUCAUUAGCAGUACAGAUAAUGCAGCACAUGUAUUCGCGUCGAAGUUGGAUUCACUAUCUUCUCUAAAUCCUUUACUUUUGCAACAGCACCUGCUACAGCAACUGGUUGUGAAUGGUCAGGGUCAUCUGGUGCAGUCGUCAUCAACGCAGAUGCAUCAUGUACAACAGCAAACACGGCACGAACAACAGUCUAAACAGGAUCAUCCUCCACAGCUUCACCUAAGUUCCGCGAAUGUCGUUGAUCAAGCACUAAGCUCUGGUCUUCCAGCUCAUUUGGAAACAUUAGCUGGACGAAAUCAGCAAGCUCAUCAGCAUCUGGUUCAGCAGAUGUUGAACAAUAGUCAGGGUUCCCAAAAUACCUUAGUACGACAGCAACGGCAACAUCUUACUACUGCUUCACCCUGUCGAAAGAAGCCUGUGUCAGAUGACUAUGUCAAAUUCAUACGUCAAAAGGGCAUUUCGCAGAGCAGCAUUUCAGAUAUAAAAAUUCCGGUGCCCCAAGCUUAUCUUUCAGAUCCAGGUUUUACGCCUUGUAGCGAGGAACAGAUUAUUCAUCAAUUUCAUCAGAAUCGUCGCUGUGAUGAUGAUGUGCGUAAGGCAAUGGCAUUUCUUUCGAAAAUGUUGGCUGAAAAGCGGGUAUUUGGUACCAAGUUAAUGGCGCAAACGACCGUUGCUGGUCCAAAUCAUUCAACUUACAAAAAUCUUCCUGAGGAAGGCAUUCACUAUAUUGCUUAUGUGUGUCGUAAAGUGAUGAUGCAUCGAAUCCCUAACGAGGACGAAUUUUGGGAAGUGUUUCGUGAUGUAACGCGUAAACUGGCUGCUCGUUGUCGACGUGUACGGCAUUCAAAAAAGACAAGAAGCGAAGAACGCGAUGCUAAACGACUUCGUGAAAGCAGUGCCAUGGAGCAUCAUCGCCAUCACCAUUUGCAAAUUAGUACCACGGCUGCUGUCACUGUUGAUGAUGAUACUUUGAAAGCUACUGCUCCACUCCUUUCUAAUUUGAAAGGUAAUGCAACAGAUAAUUUCAAUACAACCCUGGAGCAUCAUUUACAAGUUGAAGAACAUCCGAAAGGUAUACAAAGUACCCCAUUGCAGGCAUCAUUUAAGCCCGACACUAGUGUUGCCUAA